AGUGUAUCUCUAUCCAUUACUCUGUGCAGUUGUGACUAGAAAUCGCUCCUGAGUUGGCGCGAGUAAAUUUUGUGUGCUGACAUUCAGUGAAGUGAACACAAUAGUCAAUAAUUGCUAUUGCUUGCGAAUAAAAAGUAAAAGAAAAAUCAAAAAUAUAAAUUUUUGCAAAAAAAAAGAAAUUUAAAGAAAAAAAUUCGUGAAGAAAGAAAGAAAGUGAUAACAAGAGAAAUGUCAUUAAGUCGCUUGAACCCAACAAAAAAGGUGAUUGCAAGCCUAAUUGCUCGAUCUUCGUAUAAUCGAAUGAAAUUCGCGCGACAUAUUACAACAGCAACGCAUUUGCAAGAUAAAAUUGUCAUGAAGACCGAAACAAAAAACGAAUGGAAUCGAGCACUCAGCGAGGCUGAGAAGAUUGUUGGUUAUCAAACAUCCUACUUAAGCUUGCGAUAUUUGUUAAGUGAUGAAAUCACUAAUCUGGCGAUGCACAUGAGAAAGCUGGUUGGAAGUACACACCCGUUGGUUGGAACUGGAAAAUCACUUAUUUAUGGUCAGGGAAACAUGCAAACUUGGGGACUUAUUGUUCUUCUCGUCUCUAAAAUGGCUGGUCAUGCGAAAGGAAUUUUAGAAAGUGAACAAGAUAAGAGUGCCGGUGUUUUAAUGUCGCAACGAACCCUUGCCGAAGUUGUCGAGAUGGUGAGAACAGCAAAUAUGAUUCACAGUUCCGGUGUGCUUAACUUACAGCAUUUACAAAAAUCCGGGAAUGAUUUGUCCUUCGAUUCGGAUUUGAUUUUCGGCAAUAAAAUUGCUUUGCUUGGUGGUGAUAUUUUACUCGGAAACGCGUCUACGCAAAUGGCACAACUUAAGAAUCAAGAAGUUGUUGAGUUGAUGUGUACAGCAGCAAGAGAUAUUUCCGAUUCACAUUUCAUUGGGGAACGUGAUGUACAAAAUAAUCCGCUACCAUCCGAUCCAUCGAAGAAAGUUGAAGAACAAAUGAAGUCAGCUAUAACCUCGGAAGUACAAGUUGAUGAAGUUGAUAAUCGCAAGCCAUUUAACUUGAAAGACGUAAUGGGAAGCCCCGAAAAUGAAUGGACAUUGCGUCAUACAUUAGCAAAUGGCACGUUGUUGGGUAAAAGUUGUCAAAGUGCUUUGUUGCUAGCAAAACAAUCUGAGGAACUUCAAAAGCAAGCUUAUUUCUUUGGUAAGCAUUUGGCAUUGGCUUGGCAAGCGAGCAUUGACUUGGAACCUUACAAAACUGAAUUGCCAUUGGGACAUAAACUCAGUCUUGUCAGUGCACCAAUUUUGUUCCAUCUCGAAUACGAUUCGUCAUUAUACACUGAGAUAAAGAAAGGAAUCGAAACUGUUGAUGAUGUCAACUUCUACAAGAUUCAUAAAGAAGUUGCAAAAGGCCCGGGACUUGAACGAACAAAAGAACUUCAAAGCAAACACACACUGCUAGCAAUGACCGAAUUGUACAAAUUUCCCAAAUCAGAUGCUCGCUCCGCCCUUGAAAAUAUCAUUUUAGCGAUGCAGGAAGAUUAAGAUAUAGAAAAAAAACCUCGGACUUCGUUUAAACAAAUUAAAUUAAAAAUUUCAAAUGACAUUGCCACUAAAUUUGUGUUAAUCUGAAAGGAGAAGAAUUUACAAUUUUCAAAUGUGAAUGUUUUAAGUUGCCAGUAUUUAAAUUGAAAGUUAGUUCGAUACAUUUGUAUAAAAAAAAUAUUAAAUUAAUUAAUGAAAGCUUUUUUUUUUACUUUGGGAUACAUUUGUGAAUUUUGUCAUGGAAAAAGAAAUCAUUAAAAUAAUUUUUUUAACUAAAAUACUUUCAUUACGUAACAUACUGAUCUGCCCUAAUCGAUAGAAAUUCUUAAAUAAUGAGAUGGAAAAUGAAGCUAUCAAUGAUGAUCAACGAGAAAUUUUUAUGGAUUCACGAUUUUCGCUGUUUAAAACAAACGAGAAGAAGAAAAAAAUGAGGCAAAAUUAUUGACUCUGAAAACAGUAAAAAAAAACAUCAACGAAAUGGAGAGGGAGCUUUGAAGGUAUUCACAGAGCUGUAAGAUUUAUUAUUUGUUAAUCUUCUUUUGUGAAAUAAUACAAACAUUUUCGUCUUUGGAA
Clunio marinus is the source of this 2109-nucleotide messenger RNA. The record is from the annotation of a GenBank genome assembly. Lineage: Eukaryota; Metazoa; Arthropoda; Insecta; Diptera; Chironomidae.